Messenger RNA from Plasmopara halstedii, 261 nucleotides. RefSeq lists its product as uncharacterized. Bases 1 to 261 code for a protein of 86 amino acids. The transcript has 2 exons. The record is from RefSeq and is a predicted model, not a curated record. Lineage: Eukaryota; Oomycota; Peronosporomycetes; Peronosporales; Peronosporaceae.
AUGGAGCCUGGGAUACAAGACACGCAGCCACCAGGUCUACUAUCAACACUCGUGGAUUGGACUGAUCGACACGGAAGAAUGCUUGUACCGCGUUCGUGGGGUUUAUCAUGCUGUGUUCAUGGGGGACUCGAGUCCACCGGUGAAGAAGUGCAAGACAUCGUACAGAAAGUCUGGGGGGAAUGUAAAGCCGCCCAAGACAGGGAACGAUCUCAUUCAGCAGCGCCUGAAGUUGAUGACAAAAAAAAAAUUGAUCGCACGUAG